UCCAGGCCAUGUGAAAACAUCCAAGAAAAAGAUAGAAUUUAGGAUAACUAGAGGAGUGAUAAUUGGAAAGAUCUUCUGUCAAAUGACUCUAUAUCUCCCACUUCUCCAAUUCCUCCAUUUUUCAGGUUGUCCAUAAAAGGUGCCAUGAAUUUGUAAAUUUUGCUUGUCCUGGUGCAGAUAAGGGUGUUGACAGUGAUGUUUGACCCCAGACAGCAACACAGAUGGAAAGUAACUACAGUUUCUUCCCCAACAUUUUGUGACCAUUGUGGAUCUCUUCUAUAUGGACUAAUCCAUCAAGGAAUGAAAUGCCAACAUUGUGACCAAUAUGGUGGGGAUUUUUAUAUGUUUAAAUUGAGUUCCGUUUUGAGCAUUUGGGGUCGAAAGGAAGUGGAUUUCUCACAGAUUUAA
Molecule: messenger RNA, 408 nt
Organism: Meloidogyne enterolobii
Lineage: Eukaryota; Metazoa; Nematoda; Chromadorea; Rhabditida; Meloidogynidae
Source: the annotation of a GenBank genome assembly